CCGAGACAACAACAGGAUAUUUUCUUGAUUUGCCUGCCAUCGGCAGUUGCUGAGAUAACUAGGUGUGUGACUAUAGUAUGGUGAUCCUAAGGCUCCUUUUUGUCGGAGUAACUGCGAUAUUUUGGGAUGUGACACCAUGCAGAGGUUGCACGCAGAAUUUGGCCAAAGGAAAAGCGGCGUACCAAAGUUCUACGUAUAUCCAUCAUUUGGGGCCUAGGCUAGUUGCCGGUCUUGCUGUGGAUGGUAACUAUACCGACAUCAUGCGCCAUAUGAGUUGUGCCCAUACUUAUUUUGGUCAACGUCAAUGGUGGCUGGUAGACUUACAAAGCGCGGAGGGAGUGGCUGGUGUAACUAUAACAAACCGUGGCGACUGUUGUUCUGAUCGUUUGAAUAAUUUCGAAGUAAGAGUUGGAACCUCUUUCGUGGAUAGUUCAUCAUUUACCCAAUACAAAUUGUGCGCCAGUUACCCGGGGGUGGCACCUGUGGGGAACACGUCUCUGUCCUGUGAGUCACCACUGAGAGGACGAUAUGUCUUGAUCAUUAAAGUUGGUAGUGACACUCAUCCAUUGCAGCUUUGUGAAGUGGAAGUUCAUGGUAUUACAAGUUCAACUACAUUCACACGGGUGGCGGCAAAUGCCCACGCAAUCAUUGUGCCCAUAUCCACGCUGAAUGUCGGUAGCCGCAACGAGUGCAUCAUCUCCUGUUUGAAUCACUAG
Lingula anatina is the source of this 716-nucleotide messenger RNA. Its product is annotated as fucolectin-like. NCBI's taxonomy places the organism in Eukaryota, Metazoa, Brachiopoda, Lingulata, Lingulida, Lingulidae. The record is from RefSeq and is a predicted model, not a curated record.